This is a messenger RNA of Labrus bergylta (ballan wrasse), 2971 nucleotides long. RefSeq names its product TLC domain containing 1 (gene tlcd1). Gene Ontology annotation, cellular component: plasma membrane. Gene Ontology annotation, biological process: plasma membrane organization; membrane assembly; phospholipid homeostasis. NCBI's taxonomy places the organism in Eukaryota, Metazoa, Chordata, Actinopteri, Labriformes, Labridae. The record is from RefSeq and is a predicted model, not a curated record.
CAGCAGCACCGCCCAUCCAGCUCCAUGUCCGCCUGUUCCCUCCUUAUUCUGCUCAGACAGGCGGGCUAAGAGCGGGAGCGCAUAAUAACACGAUAAGGCUCUACGUGAAGACAAACUAAGUGGCGAUGGCAUGAGCUGUUCUGGGAAUCACCUACAAGCCUUCAUUUUCAGGCUCGGGUCGCCGGAAACUUGAAAAGAAAAAAGCUACAGCGUCGGAGGGAAGUCAUCUAACUCAAAACAGAGGGGCAUCUCUUCGGAGCCCUCUGUGGUGAAAACACUCCCCUUACAUAUCUGUCCAUCACCGUGCUUAGGAGUCCCUGACAGGGGCUCAAGACAGGCGGGAAGUUUUGUAGGAAAAGAGCCCGCGCCCAGAGACAGAGGGAGAGCUUUGGUGGGGAGAAGAGGAUGGACGCCCUGAUCCCUAUGCUGAAGAGUUACCCAGGCGCGACAGUGCUGGUAUUCGCUCUACUUUUCAGGGUGAUCCACCGGUUGCUUCAAAGGAUCCCAGUGCCCAAGUUGGUGAAGCAGAAUGAACACAGCACCUGGAAGUGGAAGAACCUCUCUGUCUCCAUAGUGCACUCCCUGCUGACUGGAACAUGGGCCCUGACCUGUGUGUUGGUCUGGCCGGAGACGUUGCGCAACCUCCACUCUUACCACACCCCCCUGUCCUACCUGCUCGUCUGCGUCUCAACAGGAUACUUUGUGAACGAUGCUGCUGAUAUUAUCCUGACAGGAAACGGAAGAGGAUCAUGGGAAUUCCUAAUCCACCAUGUACUAGUGAUCUCCAGCUUCACGUACACGCUCUACACACAGCUGUAUGUAGCCGGAGCUGUGGUCGCUCUCUUCGUAGAGGUCAACAGUGUGACCCUGCACCUGAGGCUGCUGCUGAAGCUGGCGGGGGCUCAGUCCUCCUCCCUGUACUACUACAACAAAUUAGCCAACCUCUUCACCUUCGUCACGUUUCGUCUGAGCACCCAGUUCUACCUCACCUGGUACCUUGUCACCAACUACUCCUGGCUGGACAACGCCACAUACUUUCUUAUCGCUAUGAUUGUGAUGAACGUCAUGAUCCUGAUUUAUUUCUACCGCCUGCUCCGCGCUGACUUCUUCUCCUCGAGGAAGAGCUCUGUGGUGCAGAACGGGACGCACAACAACUCCAGGAAGUUCCUCACUGAUUGAUCACCAGGUUUACAGAACUAUAUUAUGAUUUUUGUUUGGGGUGGGAGUUUACACAUUUUGUCUUUCUCAAGCUUUAUGUGACACCGUCUUAUGACAGCAGGUCCACUUGUUCUUGCUGCCAAAGAACAAACCUCCAAAACAAAGCUUGGUGGCACCAGGUGGCAGUCAAGUGCUGCCUUUAAGAGAUGUUUGAAAAGCAGGAAAUGUGUCUUUUCAUGGGGAAGAAUACCAAAAAAUACUGCUCUAAUUAAAGUCUUAAAUUCAGAAGACAUAUUAAUCCUCUUAGAUGUUACCAUUUAUAGCAUAUUUACAAUUUAUUAUCAGGUUGUGUCCUUUAAAAAUGCCUCAUUAAGAGGCUAUAUACUUUUUUGGAAGAUUGAUACGGUUUUAUAUGUUUGUGGAAUAAAAAGGAAGCUACAUUAGGCUAGUUAGCUUAGUGUAGCAUUAAUCUUAUGAAACAGAUCACACAGCUAGCCUAUAUUUGUCCAAUGAUCAGAAAAAAUAUCCUUUGAACACUUUGUUCAAAUUGAACCAAUUCUACAUGUCAUACUAAUCAGAAAGCUGCAGCCAUGCUGGAAGGAAAAGCUGAAUGCUAAAAAAAAAAGAAAAACUAGCUUUAUCGUUAGGAUACAAGAAUGAUUUCAAACAUCUCAAAUCUUGCAAAAAGCAAAUAAUGUCCAACUACUCUAUUAGUGCAUACAAACCUGUGUGAUUAAUAGUUCAACAAACACAUUUAAAAUAUGAGAUAACAUAUAGCAGUUGCUAACAGCUAAGUACCUCGCUACAUGUUGCCAUAUCUUAAUAUUUACAUGGGGAGCAGUGUUUUUAUGUUAACCCCUACCUCUCUCCCUCCCUUUCUCCCUGAGUGUGCGAACGUCUUGACAGCAGCAUCUUCUGACAUUGGACUUUGAAUUUGAAUGUGUUCAUUUUCAUGUUCGCUCUCUUGGUCUGUAUGAUGCCUUUGAUGGCUGAGAAGGUAUUGAGCUUUCACAAAAUGUUGCAUAGAAGUCGUCAUGGACCAAUUUGACUGUUAAAAUAGCCGAGACUGCAGAACAAUAAUGCUCCUCUAAUGGCCUGUUAUCUGUUUUUGACACAAGUAGGGCUGAAGCUGGUUCUUCCUGCCAUCUGAUCAUUGAACUCAUGAGGAGCAGGCAGCAGCACAAUCAGUACUGAUACUGCUUUCAUGUAGACUAUUAGUCAAACAACAUGGACCUUUUAUGCUUGUUUUUGAAUGAUUAAUACCUUAACACAAUAGUUGUUUUUUGAUAUAUUGAAUGAUGGCCUUCUAAAUACGAUAGUUUCUUCCUCUUUCCCCAACAGUGGACAUGGAUUUGUCCUCAAGUGUGAAUCCUUUUUUUUUAUAGCCUACAUAUAUUUCACUUUGUUAUACAAAUAAACACCAUUAUUGGACUUAAAAUUUCCCAAUCAUGACAGAAAUUUUAAGUGCGGACAGUUUCAUUUGAAAACCCAAUGAUCUCAUUUUCAGUCAACGCCAAGAAAGUUAGAGCGACAUGGACGGAGUUUAGAUGUGUCUGUUUCGUCAUUCAGUGCCUUAACCGCAGUGCCUUUAAAAAACAUCAGCAAAACAGGGAUAACGAUAAUGAUUAAAUGUUUUAUUAUUCAGGAUGAUAGAUGUAUGAUUUAAUGAAAGCCAAGCCACAUAGAAAGAAUACUGCUGCACAAUUUUUACCACAAUGAUGUAAAACAUGUCAAAGUUAUGACUGAUGUUUUUGUAGCCCUAAUGUUUGUGGCUGGUUAUUGAUACCAUGAAAUAAAAUUUGUAUUUAAAAUA